Paramecium pentaurelia is the source of this 1530-nucleotide messenger RNA. NCBI's taxonomy places the organism in Eukaryota, Ciliophora, Oligohymenophorea, Peniculida, Parameciidae. The record is from the annotation of a GenBank genome assembly.
AUGGAACCUCCAAAUUGUAAAACUUACUUUUCAUUUAGCAAUUACAAAAUCUGCAAUGGAAGGAUUUGAUAAUCUCUUAUUGACUUAAACCUAAUUUGUAACUUAAAAGAAAAAGGUGUUUAUGGAAGACAAUAUAAAAUAUGGAAAGGAAAUAGAUCGAGAUUAUAAUAAAUUAUAAGAUAUUCUUGAUGUAUAAGUAUAUGAUUGAAUAGAAAGAAUUUAUAAGGGAAAAUUGAUAAAAUUAUAAAAUCUUAAGAAGAUGACUUUAUGAUUGCAUAUAGAGAAUAAAUGACAGAGGUGUAAAAAGAAUUGAAGAACAUGAAGAGAAAAAUUGAUGAAGAGGCUUUGAGAUAAAAAGCAGAUGAGAAAAAGAGAAUUCUAGAAGAAGAAAGAGAUUAUUUUAAAUAAGAAGCAUUAAGAUUAGAUAAAUUAUGUUAAGAAUAAUUGAGAACUAUAGAAGAACUAAAAUUUAAAUUAAAAAUUACAUUAGAAGAAAAAUAAUAUUAUGAAGGCUUUGUAAUUGGUAUUAGCUAUUAUAAUAUUAAAUAUUUAAUUAGAUUCUAAAAAAGAGAAUAAAGCUUUAAAAUAUGAAUUAUUAUAUUUAUAUAAACAAAAGAGUGAGGAAUAAAAGGCAAUUACAAGAUUAGGUUCAAAUGGAAAUGUUGGUUAAAGAUAUAAAGUUAAAAAGAUGCUAGAUUUAAGACCUAUGACUUAAGAUGGUACUCAUGUGAGUUCAACAAAGGAUGAAAUUGGUGAAGGAUCAAAACGAGGUUUUUCAUCAAUCAAAUAAACCUAGAAAACAUAAUUGUCAAAUAAAUUUUAAGAUUAAGGUUCUUCAUUACAUGAUUUUUAUAAAAGAGAAUUAUCUUCUUAAUAAUAAAGUAGAUAAAAUCCAGAUAUGGAAUAAGUAAAAAUUGUAUUAGAUUAGAUUGAAGAAAUUUCUAAAAGAGAUAUUAUUUCAGAUUUAAAGUAACAAUUAUAAAAAGAAAAAUAAUUGAAUUAGCAAUUAAAAGUAGAAUUAUCAUAAUAAAAUUGUUAAAGAGGAGAACUUGAAUAAAUUUUAUUAGAAUGUGUUGUAGAAACAAAAAAAGAAAUUCAUUCUCGUUAAUGUUUGCAAAAAUAAGUUUUGAAUCAUAGAUAUUUGGAUCUAAAUCAUCGUGAAGGAGAUAUAAAUUAUUAACAAUUCACACAUACAGAUAAAAUGUAUUUACAAAUUUAAAAAUUAGAACAUUAUUAAAAAAAUAUAUAGAAAGUGAAGAAUUCUUAGAUUAAUUAUAUUAAAUCACUUUUAAUAGUUAAUUGUAAAUCUCUUCAUCACUUAAAUUAAAUGAAAAAUGGAAGAUAGAUGCAGAUGAAGCAACUAAAAAAUUCAAUAAUUUUAAAACAUUUAAAUUUAAACAUAUUACCAGUUAACGUAAUCUAUAUAUUUUUAUAAUAGCUAUUAUAAAAACACUUGUUAAGAAAAAUGAAAGAGAAAUUAAUUCAAAAUCAAAUAAUUUUACAGAUAAAAAUAACAUAAUUAAAAAUUGA